This is a messenger RNA of Cryptotermes secundus, 2351 nucleotides long. It is a transcript of the gene Nsun5, whose product is annotated as probable 28S rRNA (cytosine-C(5))-methyltransferase. Gene Ontology annotation, cellular component: nucleolus. Bases 202 to 1632 code for a protein of 476 amino acids. The record is from RefSeq and is a predicted model, not a curated record. NCBI's taxonomy places the organism in Eukaryota, Metazoa, Arthropoda, Insecta, Blattodea, Kalotermitidae. Gene Ontology annotation, molecular function: methyltransferase activity. Gene Ontology annotation, biological process: rRNA base methylation. The transcript is spliced from 6 exons.
UUACUUGACUUUCAUAGAAACUGAUAUGUGUAUAUAUAUAUAUAUUCGAUAUAUAUUCAUAUUUAAUUGCUUUUAAUAUCAAACUAAGAUUAGAUUUUAAAGUAAGCACGUGACUAGUGAAGUUGGUAGCUUAACAGUCAAAGCAUUGUUGUGAAGGUUGUGAAGGAGUCUUCUAUCUCUUUGGUUAGAGGUUAAUGUAAUAUGGCUGGACAGCAGCCAACCCAAGUUAAAUUACAGCAUUCAGUUAAAGUACCACAGUUUUACAAAACAGCUGCUAAUAUCGCGAAACGGGCCUCGGAAGAACAUCAUAGUCUAAAGGAUUUGGUGUUCAAUGCAAACAAGCACCUGAAUAUCCAGGGGUUAUAUGCAUUAAUAAUUAAAACAUUUCAUCAUGAAGAUACAUUGGAGAGGCUCAUACAGAAAAGCAAAAUUCUUAAGGACAGGAAAGCAGAUCCAUGGCUUAUUAAAAUAUUAAUAACAGAGCUUCUGUUUGGCAAGAAGUCUCUCAGUGGAGACAGCAAGCCUGUACAAGCUGUUUUGUCUCAUCAUGACAUGUUCCUUGCAGAACUGAAAGAGUCAGAGAAGGCAGGAACACUCAAAUUGGACUCUUAUAAGGAGAGAGACAGCAGACCACGAUAUGUUAGAGUCAACACCUUAAGUCUUAAAGUUCGUGCUGCCAUGAAAAUGUUUAGUAAUGAAGACUGGAAACAAGUUUGUUACGACCGGAAAUCAGAAGACUACUCAUCUUUUCUCAACAGGGUUACUUCAUUGGCAAGGGAUGAGUUUAUUCAGGACUUGCAUAUUAAAGAACUGUUUAUUUUUCCAAAUAAGACAGAAUUUUAUAGACAUCCAUUGUAUAUAGGAGGCUCCAUCAUUCUGCAAGACAAAGCUAGUUGUCUGGCAUCAUGGCUUCUCAAACCUUCACCAGGGAGUAUUACUCUGGACAUGUGUGCAGCUCCAGGGAUGAAAACUACACAUCUUGCAUGCCUCAUGAAGAACAAAGGCACACUGUAUGCAGUGGAUUCAGUUAGAGGUCGUUAUGAGACGCUUUGCAAGCAGGUGGAGAAGCAUGGUGCUACAUGUGUGAAAACUCUCUGCAUGGAUGCCUUCCAGCUUGAGGCAAAGCACUGCCCAGGUGUUGAGUACAUCCUGGUUGAUCCCACCUGCUCUGGUUCAGGUGCAGUUGAGCAACCCAUAGUAAAGAAUAGAGAAAAAUUCAAUGCUUCACGACUACAGUCACUGACUCGUUUACAGAGCAAGCUGCUACGUCACGCCCUCACCAGAUUCCCUGAUGUAAAGCGAAUUGUUUACUCGACAUGCUCCCUUAACAUUGAAGAGAAUGAGAUGGUGGUAGAGGAUGUUCUAGCCUCCGUGAAUACUGAUGCUUCAGAUCCCAUUUUUGAAGUUGUUGAUAAUAAACUCAAAUGUAAAUGGAUUCAUCAUGGUUCUGAAGAUUUUGAAUGGGGCCCUAGAUGUAUCUAUACGAAACCAGACAUUGAUCUUACAAAUGGUUUCUUUAUAGCUGUUAUUGAUAGGGUUAGGUCUGAUGAGAAGAAUAUUUCAAGAAAUGAAGAUGAAAAAGAAGAGCAGAAACAUAAGAAAAGAAAACAGCUGAAGGAAAGUAAGAUUUGAAGGAAGACCAUAAAUGAGAAGGAAAGAAGUGCCAUCAAUUGGAAGAAGAGUUGAUCACCAGGGUGAUCUGAAAAGAAGUUCUGGAAGGAGGACUGAUCAUAAUGUGAAUUCUUGACUUGCAUUUGGAGUACAGAUCCAUUGAUAUUUUGUAUAUUCAUGUUUUGAUGUAUGUUAUAUUCUUGAUAAAUAUAUGUGUAUCUACACAUUUGCUGUGCUCAUCAUGUUGUAAAGGAAAACACAUAAGCUGUUUGCUGGUCUGGAAGCAAACAGAAAAAUGAAGUAGAUGUUCAUGUCUCAUUUUGUGACUAUAAUAUUGCUAGCCAAUAAAUCCCUAAACAUGUGGCAAGUAUCAGAUAUUUGAAAAAGACAACUCAUAGAGCCAAGUCCUUGAGAAGUCGGUGGUUGCUCUGCCACUCAAGAAAUUCCCAGCAUUUUAUGGGACCUGAAGGUUCAGUACCAUAUCCACAAGAACCUGUGAUUGGUCUCUGUCCCAAACCAGGUGAAUCAAGUCCAUAUCUCCCUAUCUUAUUUCCUUAAGAUUCAUUUUAAUGUUACCUUCCUGUCUAUUUCUAGGUCUUCCCAGUGGUCUCUUUCAGGUUUGUGUACCAAAACCCUGUAUGCACACCUUUUCUGUUGCAUGAAUACUAGCUGUCCCACACAUCUCACCCUCCUUGACUUGAUCAUUCUAAUAAUAUUUGGUGAGGAGUACAAGUUAUAAA